AUGUGUGAGCUACAUGAGGUAGACACAUCCGCAACUGGGUUUGACAAGUCAAGAUCAUCUGCAGUUGAGCCACGUCUGCAGUGUUACACACCAUCCCAACCCUCAUCAUCUGUGACACCUUGGCACAAUACACCAUUCCACCUUGACCCGACUGUUGACGGUCUUCAAGCCAUGAAAUAUAUUGACAUCAUCAGCAUAUGCUGGGAUACUACCCUCCUUGCCCUUAUGUGUUUUGAUCUACACAAUGACGGACAUCACCUCAAAGACAACCCUGCAUUCCACCCGCUUACUCUUGUUCAUUACAGUCUUGGAUUGUCAAGACCCACCAGAACCACUCAGGAGGAACGGAGAGCCUAUUUUGAUGUGAGGACAGACCAUGUGGAGAGCAGUGUCUCCCUCUUCUUGCAUCACCCUGGCACAGUCAAUCAGAAGAAGGGUAUUGAGCCCAAGCACUUGCAAGCAUCCUCCUACCUCAACCCUUGCUUUCUCGCACUGCACCCCGAGACCCAUAUUACCAUUGCCAAGAUUGCACAAACAUUCAUCAAGAAGGUUGCUUGUGUCAACGCUGAAGACUUUCGCAACCUGUGCACGCAGCAGUGUUGGCCGUAUGGGGGCUUCAGCAAUGAAUCAAGUACUAUCAACUUCUCUUCCCUUCCCAUCAUCUCCAAACCUACUAGUAGGCCCAGCACCCAGUUCAUGUUCCAAGGUCAUCCUCAUGGACAACUAGCUAACAUUGUCUCCUACGGCACCAAGAAACCUCCUCCAGUCACCUUUCUUCUUGAUAUUGAUGGCACCAGUGACACCUACUGCCUCAUUUCCCUCAUUCACGUCAUUCAGCUUCCACCUUCAGCAGGAGGACAUGCAAAAUCUCGUUCUGGCACUGAGGCCUAUAAACUUGUUGGCAAGCUGAAGUCCGGGCCGUGCUUUGGUGAUGUCAAUCCCCAGUCUCAGGGUAGUAAUCUACGUGUACAUUUUAUACUAGCUCCAUCUUUGUUGGCUCCCUCGGUUUUGUUGUCACCCCCCAAGUCUAGUGAGCCAAACUCCAGUGCACAGGCUUGCCAGUUCACCACCAAUCAACACUCUGUCAUACUGCCCUUCGGUCUUUACGCAGAAGCAACCCUGGAUGAACUAUUGCUACUGGACAGCAUGCACAAUGUCUGCACCGACUUGUUGAAGGACUAUAUGCCAUCUAAAUGGCAGUCAGUUCUCCAAAAGGUUUUUCCAAAUAUGCUGUCUGACUCACUAUUCACUGUCGCUACUUGCUUGAAGAAGAAUGCUGAAGACAACGACAUCAACAACCUUGUGGACUACAUUGACAAGCAGAUUGUUGCUCUUGCCAUCAAGUACAAGAAGAUGUACAACCAUGGCAAGACCUUCCACAACUGCGCAAACUUAACAGACCUGGCAGGAGGGAACACCACAUACACCCAGCUCACCAAAGAUGAGUGCUCUGUCCUUUUUGACAAGGCCAAGGUCCAGGCCAUCAAGAGGGCACCCAUCCUCACUCCUCAGGCACAGUUGGCAGAGAUCUCAUUGAGCUUUUUGUCUGUUGCUUGCGAACUGGAUGCCCUCACUGCCUGCCACAAGGUCCAUGCCCUCGUGGUACUUACACGCAGUUCUCUCAAAUUCCCCAUGGCACCCAAGGUCUACACAGCUACCAGGGCAGUGAAGCAGUACUUCCGGGUGAACUUUUGGUCCAACCUCAACGAGUUUGCCAGCAGGAUGAAAGGCAACAUGAUUGCCAAGAUCUGGUCCAAUUCUACAAUGGAAUAUAUGCGCCACGAAGCCAACAUUGUCUGCCGGUACAAUGUCAAACUCAUUGGCUGGGAGAAUGAGCUAUGGGUCAACCCGAGCUACUUGAAGGGCAGGCUCAUUGCCUUGGAAAAGCUAGCUGACACCAUCACGGACAAGAGGUGUUGGUUUGUGAAGAUCACCCCCGAGGAAGUCGAGGAACAAUGCGCGCAUGUAGAGGGAGCGCUGGCUCCUGCUGCACUGUUUUUACCAUCCAACCAAGCCGUCAAUGUGCCAGCAGACGCAACUUCUCGGUUGGGGACCCAGCCCCCAGAUACAGUUGCCAAGCCCGACAAUGCCACCUCUGAGAUCUCAGCCUUUGGCAGCAUGCCUGCACCUGCCCGCAAGCAACACAAGGACACCAAGUCUGUGCACGCCCCCAAAGCGAAGCGCUCGAAGGCCAAUGCCAGCGACAAGCCUACGAAGCUGAGAAAGCCACAUGCAAAGAAGCAGUCAGAGAUGGUCCCCCCAGAGGCAGAUGCCUAA
Messenger RNA from Coniophora puteana RWD-64-598 SS2, 2277 nucleotides. RefSeq lists its product as uncharacterized. The transcript has 13 exons. Bases 1 to 2277 code for a protein of 758 amino acids. NCBI's taxonomy places the organism in Eukaryota, Fungi, Basidiomycota, Agaricomycetes, Boletales, Coniophoraceae. The record is from RefSeq and is a predicted model, not a curated record.